AGGCAUGGCUGCAUCGGCGAGCGAGGCGUUCGACGCCAUCGGGAAGGCGAUGCAGGCCGACGCCACGCUCGCCUCAAAGGUCGGCGGAGUGCUCCAGUUCGAGCUCGGCUCUGUAUCGUGGACGGUAAGCUGCACCGGCGAGGGCAGCGUCGCGGAGGGCAGGGCGUCUGCGCCGGACGCCACUAUUACCAUGAGCGAGCCGGACUUUCUCAAGCUCUACGCUGGCACGCUCAACGGCACCACGGCGUACAUGAGCGGCAAGAUGAAGAUCAAGGGCAACAUCGGGCUGGCCCAGAAGCUAGCCGGGCUCACGGCAGCAGCCAGAAAGCGCGGCGCUGCCGCCGCCGCCACGCCGUCCGGCGGUGGCGCGCCUGCAGCCGCUGCCGCCGCCGCCACGCCGUCCGGCGGUGGCGCGCCUGCAGCCGCUGGCGCCGGCGCGGCGGCAGGCGCAGCGGGGCGCGCGGGCGACGCGAUCGUGGGCACCCCGCCCGGCUUCGAGAGCGACGCAGUCUUCGCUCGCAUGGCGGCCAACCUGCGGACGCAGCCCCGGCUGCCCGCCAAGGUGGAGGGGAGCUUCGGCUUCACGGUGACGGGCGGGCCCGGCGGCGCGGUCGCCGAGUGGUGGGUGGUGGCCAGGAGCGACGCCGCGCCGCGCGUUGCCGUCGGCAAGCCCGCGACCAAGCCGGAUUGCCUCGUCACCAUUUCGGACGCGCACCUCGUCGCGCUGGCGGCGGGGAAGCUGAAUGGGAGCGCACUGCCAGAGCAUGCCAAAUCGCCGCCCCGAGCGCCGCCAGCCGCGACGCCCCGCCCCCCGGAGGCUACCAGCCGGACAGCAUUGACGCUCGCGUGGCCAACGAACUCCGUCUCCUUUCUCGCAGGAUGAGCGCCUACUUGAGCGGCAAGAUGAAGCUGAAGGGCGACAUGCGCCUCGCGCAGAAGCUCGCCGCGUUGAUCGGGGCGGGUCCGAGAUCGAAGCUGUGAGGUGUCAUCU
This is a messenger RNA of Emiliania huxleyi CCMP1516, 991 nucleotides long. RefSeq lists its product as hypothetical. Gene Ontology annotation, cellular component: cytosol. The record is from RefSeq and is a predicted model, not a curated record. Bases 5 to 883 code for a protein of 292 amino acids. Lineage: Eukaryota; Haptophyta; Isochrysidales; Noelaerhabdaceae. The transcript has 2 exons.